AUGUCUGAAACUCCCAAACCCUCACAAAUCGAAAAGACUAAUAAUUACCUUUCACAGGAUUGUGUUAUCAAAAUUUCUAAGUUUCCAGAAGAGAAAGGUAUAAUUAUUGAAACAGUACAUAAAUGUUUUCCUUUCUUAUCUUACACUAAUUUGAACGCAUGGCACCGAGAUGUUUUUAAAUAUACUGAUUCGGAAGCUAAAUGCCCGAUAUGCAAAGAGAAAGUUAUAAUUGCUGUACAGAGCUUACCGGAAAGUCAAGUAAGUGUACCAAACAAAAUUCAAGAGGUAGAGCCUAAGAAGUUUUUGUCCAUUACAGAGGCUGAGAAAAAAAGAUGGUCCAUGGGAUGUUUCCGUGCUGACUUGGAGAGAGAUAUAUGCCUUUAUCGUGGAGGGAUAAAAAGGAAUGAAGAUACCAGAAAAUACCAUAAAUUUUUAACAGAUCAGGAGAGGCUGGUCGGUGAAGAGUUAUUGCGUUGUGAUAUACUAAAAGGUGGUUUAAGUACUGCAUGGCUUGAUGAUCUGAUGAAAGAAUGGGAAGAAAUCUAUACUCAAUUUAUACAAAUGUUCUCUCCAGAUGAGAUAACAACGAAGGCAUAG
Messenger RNA from Diversispora eburnea, 597 nucleotides. The record is from the annotation of a GenBank genome assembly. NCBI's taxonomy places the organism in Eukaryota, Fungi, Glomeromycota, Glomeromycetes, Diversisporales, Diversisporaceae.